AUGUCCGGUGGGGCCCCACUGCCGCCGUCGCAGAUGGACCUGCAGAAGGUCGUGGAGGUGCAGUUUGAGAUGUUUAAGGAAAAGCAGAUUAAGGACUACGCCGUGUGUCUCGUGGAGCACGCCAAGUCGUACGAGCGCGGCCAACCUGUGCGUGGGGGCAUUAAUGAUCUUCGCAUGGGAACCACCGACUUUGAGUUUGCCUGCGAGACGUGUCACCGAAAGCACCCGGAGUGCCCCGGUCACUUUGGCUACAUUGACCUUGCGGAACCUGUUUUUAACAUUGGUGUCUUUGACAUUGUGCUGCAGGUACUAAAGUGCGUGUGCAAGUCCUGCGGUGCACUUCUCAUGGACACCAACGACCCGCAGGUGCACAAGAAGUUGCAGCACCUCACCGGCGUGAAUCGCCUGCGCCAAGUGGUAAAGAUGUGCGGCAUGAAGUGUCGCAUGUCAACGGAUGCCACAACGCCCGAGGAGGCGGUUGUGGCGCGCGGGUGUGGCGCAACGCAGCCUCGCAUUGGCCGCUACCUCGGCAUUUACCCAACCCUCAUCAUCAAGGCAACGCUGGAGGAGCAGGACAUGGUGUGGCACGCGGACACCGCGCGCCAAGUGCUCGACCGUGUCUCCGACGAGGACGCGCGGGUGAUGGGGUUUGACGCGUUGCGCUGUCACCCACGCGACCUCGUGCUGACGGUCCUGCCGGUGCCACCGCCGCAAGUGCGGCCCGCCAUAUCGUUUGGCAGCCUCAAGUCGGAUGACGAGCUCACGCAUCAGAUUAUGUCAAUUGUGAAGCGCAAUAAUCAGCUGCGGAAGGACAAGGAGUCUGAUGUGCAGGUGGCAGUGGACCGCAGUCGCGCGCUGCUGCAAGAGCAUGUGGCCGCGUACUUCAACAACGCUUCCAUGUACUACAAGCCAACGAAGGUGAACGACACAAAGAAGCUCAAGUCACUGACGGAACGUCUGAAGGGAAAGUACGGCCGUCUACGCGGGAAUCUGAUGGGCAAGCGCGUGGAUUUUUCUGCCCGAACUGUCAUUACAGGCGAUCCGAACAUUGACGUGGAUGAAGUUGGUGUGCCCUUCUCUAU
This is a messenger RNA of Trypanosoma cruzi, 1082 nucleotides long. Its product is annotated as RNA polymerase IIA largest subunit, putative. Gene Ontology annotation, cellular component: RNA polymerase II, core complex. Gene Ontology annotation, biological process: DNA-templated transcription. The transcript has a single exon. The record is from RefSeq and is a predicted model, not a curated record. Gene Ontology annotation, molecular function: DNA binding. Lineage: Eukaryota; Euglenozoa; Kinetoplastea; Trypanosomatida; Trypanosomatidae. The annotation marks the transcript as partial.